AUGUUCAACGACUCGUUGGCAACUUUCUUCAGAAGAAUAAUUACUACUGCUCUGCUCUUGCCAUAAUACCAGAAUUCUGUGACCUACACAUCAGUGCUAAACACCAGCAGAGAAUCGUAUUUUGUUCAUUCUGUGUAGAUGGAACAGGCAUCAGUCUUGAGAGUCCAUCCUGAUUUAAAGCUGCUUACUUAGUUUUCUGGGAUUAAAGGUGCUCAAUGAAUCAGGGCCCCCCAAAUGAGUCAAACAGCCAAUUCUUGCCAACAGUUGGUUGAAAACUGUGCCGCGCAUGUAGCAGGGAUGGCACAAGAGGACAGUCGCCGUGGUCAAGUGCCACCCACAUUUUAUCAUGGUGCCAGCCAGGAACUUGAUCUGUCCACCAAAGUAUACAAGAGAGAGUCAGGAAGUCCUUACUCUGUGUUGGUGGACAGCAAAAUGAGUAAACCACAUCUCCAUGAAAGAGAGGAGCAGCCAUAUUUCAGGGAGAACAGAUCGGUAGGAGAGGUCCGGGCUGUGAAAGAAGAUAGAGAAAACUCUGACGACUCUGAGGAGGAAGAAGAGGAGGAAGAUGAAGUGACUUACAAAAGGGAGCAGAUUAUAGUAGAGGUAAACCUUAACAACCAAACAUUAAAUGUAUCAAAAGGGGAGAAGGGUGUCCCCUCCCAAUCCAAAGAGACUGCUGUUCUUAAGACCAGCAGUGAGGAAGAGGAGGGUGACAGUGGGGAAGAGGCCACUGAAGACAGUAAUGAUGAUGAGGAAAAUGAGAGGCAGAAGAAAAAAGAGAAAAGAGUGGAAAAAGUUAGUGUUGCACAAAGGAGAACAAGGAGAGCUGCAUCUGCUGCAGCAGCCACAACUUCCCCAUCACCCAGAGCUACAAGGGGUCGUAGAAAAAGUGUGGAGCCCCCCAAGCGUAAGAAGAAAGCUGCAAAGGAGCCCAAGGCACCUGUGCAGAAAUCAAAGUGUGAAGAGAAGGAGACUUUAACCUGUGAGAAGUGCCCCAGGGUGUUUAACACACGCUGGUACCUGGAGAAGCACAUGAACGUCACUCAUAGGCGCAUGCAGAUCUGCGACAAAUGUGGGAAGAAAUUUGUUCUAGAAAGUGAGCUGUCCCUUCACCAGCAAACAGACUGUGAAAAAAAUAUCCAGUGCGUUUCCUGUAAUAAAUCGUUCAAGAAGCUCUGGUCCCUCCAUGAACAUAUCAAGAUUGUCCACGGAUAUGCAGAAAAGAAAUUCUCUUGUGAGAUUUGCGAAAAAAAGUUCUACACCAUGGCCCACGUGCGGAAACAUAUGGUUGCACACACAAAGGACAUGCCAUUUACAUGUGAAACCUGUGGAAAAUCAUUCAAACGCAGUAUGUCUCUCAAAGUACAUUCCCUACAGCAUUCUGGAGAGAAACCUUUCAGAUGUGAGAACUGUGAUGAGAGGUUUCAGUACAAGUACCAGCUGCGUUCCCACAUGAGCAUCCACAUUGGGCACAAACAGUUCAUGUGCCAGUGGUGUGGCAAAGACUUCAACAUGAAACAGUACUUUGAUGAGCACAUGAAAACACACACUGGAGAGAAGCCCUUUAUCUGUGAAAUCUGUGGGAAGAGCUUCACCAGCCGCCCAAACAUGAAGAGACAUCGCAGAACUCACACAGGGGAGAAGCCCUACCCAUGUGAUGUGUGUGGCCAGCGAUUUCGCUUCUCCAACAUGCUCAAGGCACACAAGGAGAAGUGCUUCCGUGUUACCAGCCCCGUCAAUGUGUCAACUGCUGUCCAGAUCCCACUGUCCACGACUUCUGCCACCACAGUCCCUGCUGUAGUGAACACACCCACCACCCCAACUCCACCUAUCAACCUGAACCCAGUGAGCACACUUCCUCCACGCCCCAUUCCCCACCCAUAUUCACAUCUUCAUCUACAUCCUCAUCCUCACCAUCCACAUCAUCUCCCAGUCCCCCCGGUUCCUCAUUUACCCCCUCCUCCAGCUCUUUUUAAGAGUGAGCCUUUAAAUCACAGAGGCCAGAGUGAGGACAACUUUCUGCGACACCUGGCAGAAAAAAACAGUUCAGCACAGCACCACUAACACCUUUGCUUCCUGCCAGCUAUUUUCCCAUUUUAUGCACAUGGAAACAUGCCCUCAUGGAAGUACAGUGGGUUAGUUGGUGAGGAUCUUUGUCUUUCUGUUAACCCCAGCAGAUGGUCCUACUUUUUCCCUUGAAUCAAGUUAACAAACAAGGAAAUCCUGUUUUGGAUCAGCAGUGCUCAUUUGAACCUGGUAGCCAACAGGACUUAAACCCAAUUUGCUUGCGUUUCACUGGUGACUUUUAUAAAUUUCAGAUACUGAGACUUGUGGAAUUUUAUAAUUUCAUAUCAGCUGAUGAGGUAUGCUUGCUUUUAUAUCCUGGACUUCUCCUCAAAGAGGAGAUAGGCCUGGUUUUCUUUGUACUAAUCGGAAAGGCUGUGAGAUUAAUACAGAGCAUUAAUUGUAUCACUGUGUAUCGUAAUGGAUUCUUUUCAGCUUUUGGUGCCGGCUAUGGAGUGAGCCAGCCACGUAUCACAGUAUAUUUGAGCAUUAUAAAGAAAGACAAAAAAAUUUCUUGUUUGUGUAGCUCUCCUAACACACUCUUUAUUUUACUACAGAAAUUAUUUUAGAGUUUUUUGUAUAGACCUAUUUAGUAGUCUGUUUCUAAAAUGAAAUGUAUUUCAAUAAGCGGUGUAAUUUUUUCAGUGUAGCUGGACCUAUGUUGUAUAAUAGAUAAAUUUUUAUAAUCAUCAAAAUGUGAUUCUUAAAAGAUGCAUAUAGCUUCUAUAGUUAAAGUUAUUCUUACAACCAUACAACUUAAAAGGUGCUUCAGAGAAGAAAGGAACCCAAGAGGUCUCUGGAAAGGUUGCCUCAAAAGUGAUGUUGAUUUCAGAACUUUACGUAAUUUAUUUUAGUAGGGCUUUUGUUUUU
This is a messenger RNA of Phaethon lepturus (White-tailed tropicbird), 2934 nucleotides long. RefSeq names its product zinc finger protein 652 (gene ZNF652). Gene Ontology annotation, molecular function: RNA polymerase II cis-regulatory region sequence-specific DNA binding; DNA-binding transcription activator activity, RNA polymerase II-specific. The record is from RefSeq and is a predicted model, not a curated record. Gene Ontology annotation, biological process: regulation of transcription by RNA polymerase II. Lineage: Eukaryota; Metazoa; Chordata; Aves; Phaethontiformes; Phaethontidae. The transcript is spliced from 5 exons. Bases 235 to 2064 code for a protein of 609 amino acids. Gene Ontology annotation, cellular component: nucleus.